AAAGGGUGCAGAGAGCGAGCAGCCUAGGGGGAGGGAGAGGGACCUGGAGCGGGAGCUCGAGGGGAGGCAGGCCGGCAGCCGGGCUUCGCAGGCGGACUUUAGGUGCAGGAACCAAGCCUUGGCCCCUCUCCGGCCGGGCCGCGAUGCCCCUGGCCGUCCCCGCAGAGGCUAAGGCUGGGCCUGGGGUCGCCGCUGGGGCGAGAGGGGCCGCCCAGGAUGAAGUCGCUGCUGCCCGCAGCCACAGAAACUUGAUCCUCGACUGAUAAACCUCUGCUCAGGUCUCCGCACCCUCCUCCCCAGCCGCCGCACGCUGCGGGUGCAGAAUCCAGUCUCUCGAACCGCGACCACUGCGCGCCCUCCGAGCGGGGGUGCAGGGGGCGUUGGCCGCGGCGCCCCGAGGCCAGCCCCCCCGGAGUGACUGCCACCACCAUGGCGGACGGAUCACCUCGGCCCCCACUUUAUCGCAGCGUCUCGUUCAAACUGCUGGAGCGCUGGAGCGGCGGACCCGGGCCGAGGGAGGAGAACGUGGACACCCCUGGAUUGCGGCGCCGAGCUUCGUGCCGGCCAGCCGCGGCAGUCCCGGGCCAGCCCUCCCGGCGCGUGUCCAAGCUGGCGUCGGGGCCCCCGGCCGCCCCCGCGCAGCCGCGCCCGCUCCGCAGCCUCUCGCCAUCGGUGCGCCAGCUCUCCCGGCGCUUCGACGCGGCGCGUUCGGACGACGACUCCGCUGGUGCCCGGGACGAGGGCUGCUCCCCCGGCACCACAGAAGAAGCAGCUGAAGGCACUGAGCGUGGGGCCUGGCCCAGCGUCACCGAGAUGCGCAAACUCUUCGGCGGCCCGAGCUCCAGGCGACCCAGUGUGGACUCUGAGGCCCUGGGGACGAUCAGCCCCGACGGAGCUUCUUGGGAGCCCCCAGCUCGCGAGCCCCGGCAGCCUCCGACUCCACCUCCUCGAACGUGCUUCCCUCUGGCUGGUUUGCGUUCGGCGCGGCCGCUGUCCGGGCCGGGGAUCGAGGGGAGGCGACGUCGGCAGCAGCAGCAACAGGAGCGGGCGCAGCGUCCGGCGGAUGGUUUACAUUCUUGGCAUAGCUUUUCCCAACCGCAGGCCGGGGCCCGGGCCUCCUCCUCCUCCAUUACCUCCUCCUAUCCUGUCAGCUGCAGCCGGGCUGCUAGUUCCAGCGAGGAGGAAGAGGAGGGACCGCAGCCACAGCUUGGGCCGCAGAGUCCGGCCUACAUCGGCAGCCACUUUUCGGGCAGUGACGAGGACCCAGACGGUGAGGAUGGCCGUCGCUGGCGAGGGAGAGGGUUGAGGUCCGGAAGCGCUCUGUUGGUUCAUGGCUGCAGCCAGGACAGUGACGAGCUAAAUUCGGGCGGCUUGGGAUCAGCACGGGGUGUCAGGAGCCCCGAGCCUUCAACAUCUCCAAGAACCUCUGUGGAGGAGGGACUCCGGGAGUGGGGUACUGGCACGCAGCCCUGCGUCCCAGGUCCCCAAGAGAGCUUAAGGCCUAUGUCCGACACUGCGGGGGCUCCUUUCCGUGUGGCUAAAGUAAGCUUUCCUGCGUACCUGGCCAGUCCUGCUGGCUCCCGAGGUAGCAGUCGCUAUUCUAGCACUGAGACCCUCAAGGAUGAUGAACUGUGGUCUAGCCGCAGUUCUGUGAGCUGGGGUGUGUAUCGCUCCCCAAGUUUUGGUACAGAAGGCCUCCUUCUGCGACCCCAGACUAGGUCCCGCACUAAGGGACCUGUAGGCACCACCAGGCCACUGAGGGAUGGGGGAUUGGAGCUAGACAAGAACCGACAGCGCAAGUCACUAUCGAAUCCAGAUAUCGCCUCCGAGACCCUGACGCUGCUCAGUUUUCUGCGCUCAGACCUUUCAGAGCUGAGGGUUCGAAAGCCCAGUGGGGGCCCUGGGAACAGUCCCCUCGAUGACAGAGACUCACCAUCAGCACGUAGCCCAGUGGAGCAACUCGAGUCCAUGCCGCCUCAAAGUCCAGCAUCACCCACUACUAGACCCACCCUCAAGGACCUGACAGCCACCCUGCGCAGGGCAAAGUCAUUCAGCUGCUCGGAGAAGCCCAUGGCUCGACGCCUGCUCCGCACCAGUGUGUUGAAGCCCAGCUCCUCCGAGCUCCUACUGGCAGGCUCUGGGGCAGAGGAGGAUCCGUUGCCGCUCGUGGUCCAGGAUCAGUAUGUGCAGGAGGCCCGUCAGGUUUUUGAGAAGAUCCAGCGUAUGGGUGCACAGCAGGAUGAAGGAAGUGAUGUCCGACCUAGAAGCCCUGGUGUAGCAGGUGACAUGACCCAAGGGCAGCGGUCUCAGGAGGAGCUCUCUGGCCCUGAGUCCAGCCUGACAGAUGAGGGCAUUGGCGCAGACCCUGAGCCUCUUGGUGCUGCCUUUUGCAGCCUAGAUCCUUCAGGGGUAUGGCGACCUCGUUCCUCAACCUCAGCUCAGACUAACCACCUCCGUGGGGUUGGGGCAGAAGACGGUCUGGGUGGGAGGGCCCUUGUGUCUCCCGAGACCCCUUCAACACCAGGUGCUCUCCGCAGGAGACGCAAACUCCCACCCUCAGGCCCUAGUGGAACUGAACUAAGCAACGGAGAGGCAAGUGAGGCCUACAGAUCCCUGAGUGACCCUAUUCCACAGUGUCACCGGGCGGCCACCUCUGAGGAGCCCUCUGGGUUCUCUGUAGACAGCAACCUUCUGGGCUCACUGAGCUCUAAGACAGGGCUUCCAGCAACCCCAACUACGGAUGAGGGCCUGACCAGUGGCCACAGUGACUGGUCUGUGGUUAGUGAAGAGAACAAGGACUAUCAGGAAGUCCUUCAGAGUAUUGUUCAGGGGCCUGGUGCCUUGGGGCGCAUGGGAGAAGACAGGAUUGCUGGCAAGACCCCUAAGAAGAAAUCUCUGAGUGACCCAAGUCGCCGUGGGGGGUUGGCUGGGCCUGAAUUUGAGGGCCCAGGAGGGGAGCCCAUUCGAGAAGUGGAGCCCGUGCUACCUCCAUCCAGCAGUGAACCUAUCCUUGCAGAGCCUCGGGCAGAGACCGAAGACCCUGGUCCUGCCAGGGGUAGGACACAGUCAGAGAGGGCCCUACCUGCCCCACCUGCCACCUCCGCGGCCCACCAGGACUUCCAUCUUGCCAAUGUUCUCUCCCCUCGGCUCACCCGCCGAGGUUCCAAGAAGCGCCCAGCCCGGAGCAGUCACCAGGAACUUCGGAGAACGGAGGACAUCCAAGACCAAAAUGGUAGCCUGACACAGGCCCGGUCUUCCUCCAAACAUGUUCGCCAUGCCAGCGUGCCUGCUACCUUCACGCCUAUUGUGGUGCCUGAGCCAGGGACUUCUGUAGGACCCCCCGUGGCUGUGCCAGAGCCUGUGGACUUCCCCACUGGAGCUCAUCCCACACUGCAGGCACCAUCACUUGAAGACGUCACGAAGCAGUACAUGCUGACCCUUGGCUCUGGUGAUGUUCCUGCCCCAGGUCCUGUGGACCUACCCUGCUUGCCUUCCCCUACACCGCCCUCUGCUGAGACUAAGCCCCCGGGAGCUGCCAGGGUCCCAGAUGAGCCUGCCCCAGUGAACAAAGGCUUUAGCAAGCCGCAAGUGGAUAUGCGGAAGCACGUGACCAUGACCCUGCUGGACACAGAGCAGUCAUAUGUGGAAUCACUGCGCACCCUAAUGCAGGGUUACAUGCAGCCACUGAAGCAGCCAGAGAACUCCUUGCUGUGCGACCCGUCUCUGGUGGACGAGAUCUUCGACCAGAUCCCAGAGCUUCUGGAACACCACGAGCAGUUCCUGGAGCAGGUGCGGCACUGCGUGCAGACGUGGCACGCCCAGCAGAAGGUGGGGGCCCUGCUCGUCCAAUCGUUCUCCAAAGAUGUCUUGGUGAACAUUUAUUCGGCCUAUAUUGAUAACUUCCUCAAUGCAAAGGAUGCUGUGCGUGUGGCUAAGGAGGCAAGACCGGCCUUUCUCAAGUUCUUGGAGCAAAGCAUGCGUGAGAACAAGGAAAAGCAGGCUCUGUCCGACCUCAUGAUCAAGCCUGUGCAGAGGAUCCCACGAUAUGAGCUUCUGGUGAAGGACCUUCUGAAACACACACCGGAAGACCAUCCAGACCACCCACUCCUGUUGGAUGCUCAGCGGAACAUCAAGCAGGUGGCCGAGCGCAUCAACAAGGGAGUGAAGAGCGCUGAGGAGGCGGAGCGCCAUGCCCGUGUGCUGCAGGAGAUCGAAGCCCACAUUGAGGGCAUGGAGGAUCUCCAGGCCCCCCUGCGGCGGUUCCUGAGGCAGGAGAUGGUUACUGAAGUGAAAGCAAUUGGAGGCAAGAAGGACCGAUCCCUCUUCCUAUUCACCGACCUCAUUGUCUGUACCACCCUGAAAAGGAAGUCAGGCUCCUUACGGCGCAGCUCCAUGAGCCUGUACACGGCAGCCAGCGUCAUCGAUACGGCCAGCAAGUACAAGAUGCUGUGGAAGCUGCCGCUGGAAGCCACAGACAUCAUCAAAGGUGUCCUCGACUCUCCUCUGUCCCUGCCAGGGGCAUCUCAAACCACCAAUCGGGAGAAUAUCCAAAAAGCCAUCAGCCGCCUGGAUGAGGACCUGGCCACCCUGAGCCAAAUGAGCAAGCUCUCAGAGAGCCUCGGCUUCCCCCAUCAGAGUCUGGAUGAUGCGCUGAGGGACCUCUCUGCCGCCAUGCACCGGGACCUGUCGGAAAAGCAGGCGUUGUGUUACUCGCUUUCCUUCCCGCCCACCAAGCUGGAGCUGUGUGCCACCCGGCCCGAGGGCACCGACUCCUUCAUCUUUGAGUUUCCCCACCCUGAUGCCCGCCUGGGCUUUGAGCAGGCCUUCGAUGAGGCCAAGAGGAAGCUGGCAUCCAGUAAAAGCUGUCUAGAUCCCGAGUUCCUGAAGGCCAUCCCCAUCAUGAAAACUCGCAGUGGCAUGCAGUUUUCCUGUGCUGCCCCCACCCUCAGCAGCUGCCCAGAGCCAGCGCCAGAGGUGUGGGUUUGCAACAGUGAUGGCUACGUGGGUCAGGUGUGCCUGCUAAGCUUGAGAGCAGAACCAGACGUGGAGGCCUGCAUUGCCGUUUGCUCCGCCCGCAUUCUCUGUAUUGGAGCCGUGCCGGGUCUGCAGCGUCGCCCGCGAGAGCAGCCAGAGCCCUCGAGGAGUCCCCCAGAGACCACCCUGGAGCCCACCGGGCCCGAGCUAGAUGUCGAGGCCACAGCCGAUGAGGAGGCAGCAGCCCUGGCCGAGCCGGGACCUCAGCCUUGCCUGCACAUUUCCAUCUCAGGAUCUGGCCUGGAGAUGGAUCCAGGUCCUGCCAAGAGUGACCCCCAGGCUGAAUUGGUGCCCUUUGACAGUGACUCUGAUGACGAAUCUUCACCCAGCCCCUCCGGGACCCUGCAGAGCCAAGCCAGCCAAUCCACCAUCUCCUCCAGCUUCGGCAAUGAGGAGACCCCAAGCUCCAAGGAGGCCACUGCAGAGACAACCAGCUCUGAAGAAGAGCAGGAGCCUGGCUUCCUGUCACUGUCGGGCUCCUUUGGGCCAGGUGGUCCCUGUGGCACCAGCCCAAUGGAUGGGAGAGCCCUUCGCCGCUCCAGCCGUGGUUCGUUCACAAGGGGCAGCCUUGAGGACCUGCUGAGUGUGGAUCCAGAGGCCUACCAGAGCUCCGUGUGGCUGGGCACUGAGGAUGGCUGUGUCCACGUCUACCAGUCCUCUGACAGCAUUCGUGACCGCAGGAACAGCAUGAAGCUCCAGCACGCGGCCUCUGUGACCUGCAUCCUGUAUCUGAACAACCAGGUGUUUGUGUCUUUGGCCAAUGGAGAACUUGUGGUCUACCAAAGGGAAGCAGGGCGUUUCUGGGACUCCCAGAACUUCAAGUCGAUGACUCUGGGUGCUCCAGGGAGCCCCGUCACCAAGAUGGUGUCUGUGGGUGGACGACUGUGGUGUGGCUGCCAGAACCGGGUCCUUGUCCUGAGCCCUGACUCACUGCAGCUGGAGCACACAUUCUACGUGGGGCAGGACUCCAGCCGAAGUGUGGCUUGCAUGGUCGAUUCCAGCUUGGGUGUGUGGGUGACCCUAAAAGGGAGUGCCCACGUUUGUCUCUACCAUCCAGACACCUUUGAGCAGCUGGCGGAGGUAGAUGUCACCCCUCCUGUGCACAGGAUGCUGGCAGGCUCGGACGCCAUCAUCCGGCAGCACAAGGCAGCCUGCCUGAGGAUCACGGCGCUGCUGGUGUGUGAGGAGCUACUGUGGGUGGGCACCAGUGCUGGGGUUGUGCUGACGAUGCCCACCUCUCCAAGUACCGUCAGCUGCCCACGAGCUCCUCUCAGCCCCGCUGGCCUAGGCCAGGGGCACACUGGCCAUGUCCGCUUCCUGGCAGCAGUCCAGCUGCCUGAUGGCUUCGACCUUCUCUGUCCAACCCCGCUGCCUCCCCCAGAUACAGGCCCUGAGAAGCUGCCAUCCCUGGAUCACCGGGACUCCCCUAGGCACCGAAGCCCCACCUCAGCCAGGCCUAAAAUGCUGGUCAUCAGUGGUGGUGAUGGCUAUGAGGACUUCCGACUGAGCAGCGGGGGUGUCAGCAGUAGUGAGACGGUGGGCCGAGACGACAGCACAAACCACCUCCUCCUAUGGAGGGUGUGAGCCUGCCCACGGUGGCCCAGGACUCCCCUGUCCGUCUGCCCUCAGCCUGCCCGUCUCUUCCCAGGCCACAUGCAGACCUUGAGCAGAGUGUCCAAGUAGGGGCAUGCCAUCUGGACACACUCUCGUCUUUGUGGAAGCAUUCCUGGUAGAACACUGCCAGCCAGGCCGAGGCCUCUCCUACCUGCUGACUGCCCUGGGGCUCCCGUUUGGGACCAGGGUGGAGAUGUGGGGACUGCCAGGACCUCUGUCCCUGAAGCUUCUACCAAAGACACAGCUGGGCCUGGACCCCACAGGGCUGGGGAGGCCAUGUGCAAUAUGUGGAGGGUUUUCUGGGGCAGUGGGAACGCUAAGGGACAGCAUCCUUUCCUAUGUACAGUAUUUAUGUUACUUUUUAGAUGAAUACUUUCCAAAGCACUUAUUUAUGCAGUGACCUGGGGCAGGGCGUGAUGUGAGGAAAUGACAGGAGGAUCAAAGCCUGUUCCUGUGUGAGAGGCCACCCUGGAGCCCUAACCAAGCUUUCCUAGAAGGACCAAUGCCCAUCCGUUACACACACAGACACAGACACACUCUCUCACACACUCACAUUCACUCUGCAUGUUCAGGGCACUGCGACACUGUCCUAACCCUCCCUGACAGGCUACCCACCCUAAUCCAGAAGCAAUUUGCUCAAGUGCCCUCAGACAUUCAGACCGACCACCAAGGGGCAGUGACUCUCACUGGGCAGUUUCCUAGCUUCAGCGUUUCCAAGGUGGUGGUGCCUAAGGUUCCUUAAUUUGGGAGCAUUGGUGGGUCUGGGACAGGGCUUUCUCAGGUAAGAGAAAAGGGCCUUCCCUCCUCACAGCUGGCCCUAGCCUCAGCUCCUGCCUCCCCAUGUCUUAUGCACUGGCACGAUGGUCACCUUGGGGGUGGACCUGUGAGUUCCCUUUCUCUGACCACUGAAUCGAAUCCCUCUCUAAACACCCCAUCCUGCCAGGGGCAGGCCCUUUAGGAAGAGCCCCACCCCCAAAGUUGAGAAACUAGACACAGCCUUUUUUUGGGGGGGGUUCCAGACAGGGUUUCUCUGUAUUGUUUUGGAGGCUGUCCUGGAGCUCGCUCUGUAGACCAGGCUGGCCUCGAACUCACAGAGAUCCACCUGCCUCUGCCUCCCGAGUGCUGGGAUUAAAGGCGUGCGCCACCACCGCCCAGCUUAGACACAGCCUUUUAAAAAUGGGAAAGUUUCCACUUUGGGGCAGUCUCUCCCUCACCUCCAGGCUGCAGGGAUCCACCCUGACCCUCAGCCCCUUGCUUCAGCUACAACUCCAAAGGUCUGGUUUCAGAUAGGGUUUGUUUGAUUUUGUUUUUCUUUGGGGUGGGUGGGUCAUUGCAGUCUUAGAUUAUGUUUCUCUUGCUACCAAAUAGUCAUGUAUUAACUCUCCUCGGAUGAUGAAAUUUAAAGAGUCAAUAAAUAGAAACACCAAAUGAUGGACUCCCCCUCGGCCUUGGCCGUAAUGGUCUACUGCCAGCCACCUCAGGGCUCUGUCUCCCCAGGGAUGAGGGCUUCCUGACUCUGACUCACGUAACUGAAGGGAGCAGAUGAAGAAGAGUGCUGGAGCCAUAGGUCAGUGCCAACUUGCUGCAUUUCAUGAGCAGCCCUAUGCCUGUCUGGACUUCAGUUUCCUCAAAAAAACAAAGGAUUCUGAAUGUUAGAAUUACCUACAAAUCGUACACAUAUCAGUAGUUUAUCAAUCAAAAGCUUCCAAGUCAGUCUAGGUCUGGGCAUGGGAGUCUGAAACAGACAAGCAACGGUCAAGGAACCAGAACAGUAGAGGUCCUAUCUAAGGCUCUUAUGGAGCAGAACUAGUCUGUCUGAUUCUGGCCCAAAAAGGUUUGCCAUUAAACUCAACUGCAAAGGAUGCAAAUGCCCAGCAACAUGGCCCACUCUUAGGGACAAAGAGCCCCUCUCAUGGUGUUCCCAUGGGACUUGAGGUGGCCCUCACAACAAAGGAUAUUUGGUCAUGUGACAUCUCUGCUCAGUCCAAUCCAGAUGACUGCCAAAAGAAAAUUCAGUUUCUGGGACUGGAACAAUAAUAAUUUAGUGAUUAAGAGCGAUGACUACUCUUCCAGAGGACCCAGGUUCAAUCCCAUGCACCUGCAUGACUGCUCACAACUGUAACUCCCAUCCCAAGGGAUCAGAAGUCUCUUCUGGCCUUCAGGGCACUGCACACACACAUGGCCACAGACCUACAUGUAGGCAAAACACACCAAAGAAUAAAUUUAUGAUGAGCAAGUUUCUGGUCUCAAAGGGUAGUUCAGUUGACAGACUGUGCUUGACACGUGGGAAGGCUGAGGUCAGAUGAUCUUGAAUUCAAAACCAGCUUGGACCAGGGGUUGAUGGUAUCUGCCUGUAAUCCCAGCACUAGGGAGUCAGUGGCAAGUAUACUUCUGUGAGUUGAAAGCCAGCCUGGUCUACCUACAAGUACUAAGCAAACCAGUGCUAUAUAGUGAGACCCAUUCCCAUCUCAAAACGAAACAAAACCAACGACUUGGUCUACAUGGCAAGAUCUUGUCUGCCCCCACACACACACCCAAAACAGGAAAAGAAAGGGGGACAGUGUGGGUGUAUGAUUUACAACUCACACACACCCUUCAGGGAUCUGCUGGGUCUUCAACACCACAGGGUAUGUACAGGUUCACAGUAGGCCUAAAAUCAAAAGCAUGUCCGUGACUAGAGACCUGACCUGGCAAUCACCGGGCCCGGUGAUCUAGACGUUGAAGACCCACCUCAGGCCCCUACCUGCCUGCCACUAGUCCAGUUGUUACGUUUCCAUCAGUGGCUGUCACCCUUGGUGCUUCAACUGUUUCUGCUACCGUAGGGUUUCUUGAAAGAGGCCAAGAGCUGACUUCCCCUUCCUCGCUAGAUUGCAGGGCUGGGUCUGUACCGUCCGCCCGACACAAGCACUUCAGUGGGAAUAGGGCUGGCCAUUGCACUGCCAUUCGGGAGACCACCUUCCAGAUCCUGGGCUGGCCUGAGGACAGGUGCCUUUUGGGUCGGGCGCUCAGCCUGUGCCAGUUGGCUGUGACUAGGGAGGUCCUGAGGGAACAGGCCUCAGGCUCACCCCAGGGGAGGCUCCUGGAAGAACUGCCUCCCCUAAAACAUGUUUUACAACAUGGGCUGUUCAUUAUAGUUCUCUGGGGGCACAGGCCCAUGGAAGGCCAAUUAAAUGAGAACCUUAGGUCGGACCCAGUUAUCAGUAUUUUCAUAGGAAGCCACUGAUGUCUAACAUUUGUAUGAGAAAGUACAAACCAGUGAACAGCUCAGUGAAUGUAUGUAAAGGCCAAGUGGCGUCCAUCCUCAUGGCUCUUACACUCCUGGCCACCAGGCUUGAGGUACCAUGGGGUGUGGUCUUCCCAGACAUAGAGAGCAGCCUUAAAGGCCAUGUAUGGGCAGGAGGAAGUAGCACCAGGGUUUGAUGCAGGGAGGGGUGCAAGAGCCUGGUGUGAGUGUCCACGGUGCAGAACGGGGAGAUGGAGGGAAAGGAGGCAGAGCUGGACGGACGCUCCGAGGGCACAGCAUGUUCUCGGCUUCAUCCUCAAGCCUGCUGUGCACCCACCAUACAAUAAGUGCUCGAUAAAUGUUAAAUUCAUGGUUAUUGAAAUAAAUGUUGGAGAACCUA
Messenger RNA from Mesocricetus auratus (golden hamster), 10271 nucleotides. RefSeq names its product Rho guanine nucleotide exchange factor 17 (gene Arhgef17). The record is from RefSeq and is a predicted model, not a curated record. NCBI's taxonomy places the organism in Eukaryota, Metazoa, Chordata, Mammalia, Rodentia, Cricetidae. The transcript is spliced from 21 exons. Gene Ontology annotation, biological process: actin cytoskeleton organization. Bases 430 to 6618 code for a protein of 2062 amino acids. Gene Ontology annotation, molecular function: guanyl-nucleotide exchange factor activity; protein binding.